Messenger RNA from Haliotis rubra (blacklip abalone), 2616 nucleotides. RefSeq names its product IST1 homolog. Gene Ontology annotation, biological process: protein transport. The coding region runs from base 155 to 1213 and encodes 352 amino acids. NCBI's taxonomy places the organism in Eukaryota, Metazoa, Mollusca, Gastropoda, Lepetellida, Haliotidae. The transcript has 3 exons. The record is from RefSeq and is a predicted model, not a curated record.
GCCAGAGCCUGAGAUAUGACGUCACAACAUGUCUGACCUAAGAGUCUUGUGAUCGCUUGAAUCUAUAUAAACAGUGUUUUGAUUCAUACCCACGUUUCGUUCAGGUGACAGCUGGAUUUAUCUGUUAUUGUAAGUUAGCAGCUAAACUUUCACCAUGUUCAAGAGCGGGCCUAAUUACACAAAACUCAAAACUAACCUCAGACUGGUGAUAAACCGUCUGAAGUUGUUAGAAAAGAAAAAGACGGAAAUAGCUUUGAAAUCGAGAAAAGAAAUCGCCGACUAUAUUACAGCCGGUAAGGAAGAUCGAGCCAGAAUCAGGGUGGAACACAUCAUUCGUGAAGAUUAUCUGGUUGAAGCUAUGGAGCUGUUGGAGAUGUACUGUGACUUGCUGUUGGCACGGUUUGGGCUGAUUCAGACACAAAAAGAACUUGAUCCUGGAUUGGAGGAAUCUAUUGCAAGCAUAAUAUGGGCAACACCCAGACUACAAGCUGAUGUCCAAGAACUGAAAGCAGUUACUGAUGAAUUUACAGCCAAAUACGGAAAAGAAUUUGGUAUGGCAUGUCGAUCAAAUUGCCUGAACAAUGUCAGUGAGAAAGUGAUGCACAAACUGAGUGUCCAAGCACCACCCAAGACUUUGGUGGAAAGAUAUAUGGAUGAGAUUGCCAAGUCUUAUAAUGUCCCAUUUGUGCCAGAUGCAUCGGUCAUGUCACAUGAUGAGAUACUGUUGGCAGAGAACAUGCUGAUAGAUUUUGGAAACGAAGACAGGAAAGGAGGAGGAGGAUCAGGCCCAAGUGGUGGUAUGGGGGCACUCCAGCCCGUACCUUCAGCCUCAUCAGCUCCUUACCCAGCCAACAAUGUGUCCUACCCCCCACAGCACCAACCUUAUCCCGCUGGUAAAGUACCCCCUGCACUACCAACUUCACCCCCCGCAGGGCCCCCCAGCAUGUCACCACCCCCAGCAUACAACACCCCUGGCUACCCUGAACCGAGCGGUGCUCAAGCCCCCUACCCUAGUCAGGAUCAGCUGUAUGACAACAAUGUCAAGCCAGCCAUGCCCCCCAAUCCGGGCUUCAAUAUCCCCGAUCUGCCGGCCGUCCCCACCAAUACCCUCCCUGACCUGGGUAACACUGUGGGGUCAGGAUCAGCGGGGGGAGAGGAUGUUGACUUUGAUGACCUGACCAAGCGGUUUGAAGCUCUCAAGAAGAAGAAGUAGUUUCUCUACAUUUGAACAGUGUGUAUAAUUCCCGUCAAGAUUUUAAGCAGUAUGUGUCAAGAUGUAUUCAACUGUUUAUCAUUCACAUCUAGCAAGCAUGAUGAAGAUGAUGAUGAAAUCAAUAUAAUCCCCCUGGUAAAUACAGAAGGCUGUGUAUCAUUGUAUGCUACUUCCAGACAAGAGACUCACUGUGGCCAUGGUUUCAGAUGUAAUACUAUUAAAAAUGUUGAUAUUUGAGUCUUUGGAUCUCUACAGUUUUCGUCAAGAAGUUGUGUUAAUUUGAUCUUUGUGGAGAAUUUAGAAUUGUUAAGUGUUAAGAGAAAGUAACGUGAAGGCCACUGUUUUGUUAUGCUUUUCACCUACCAUACCACAAUGUACUUGGUAACAAUGUUAGCAAGGGACGUACAAAGACAGAUGUCCAUGUUGAAGUGAAUGUGUUAUGUGUAUGUAUAAUAUGUAUGUAUAUAUAGACACACACUGAUUUGUACAUUCAUAUAUUAAACAUUUUAAACCCUAUUUUCCCAUUCUUUAUCACCAAGGUGAUCCACAUAUUUAUCUACGAUUGUUUCUGAUUAGCUGUUGUCUUUAUUCCCCAUAUAGAACAUUAACUUAUUGUACUUAAAAGGCCAUUAUGACUUUGUUAUGAGUUACGAGUAGAUGACAAAAGUCCAGAGUCAUUGUCAUUCAUAAUUUCCGCAGGACAGUUUGUCCCAGGAUAACAGUUCACUGGCUGUUGGGUUUAAUGGAAGUUGGGUUUAAUGUAUGAUUUGUGUAAGAAAUACUGGGUACUUGAUAUCAGUCUCAUAGUUAAUUUAUUGUGGACUAAUUGUAUGGAACUGAAAUUGUUUUCAAAAUACUUUCAAAUACUGAUACAGCAAUGUUGAUAUGUCUUAGGGAGUCUCAGGAACAUAGCUGGUACCAUAUACGGCUUUAGAAAUUUGCUCUUCUUAAGACUUGGCCAGACGACCAGUGUAGACUAAACAACUUUAGUCCUGACAACUGGUUCGGAAGUAUAGCCCUGUUCUGGUAGUGGCAAGGAAGCGCUACCACCUUGUAAUUCCUACUUGUGGCCACAGUCUGAAUUUUGGAGGCUGUAUAUUCAUUAGGGUUCUACAAACAUAUUUCAGUUAAUAAUUAGAAAGUUCCGGGUAUAUUAAUAACUUUGUUUUUAGGUUUGGUUUGCACAUUACAGAGCACCAGUAAAAGAUACCUGACAUGGCACUGAUGUUAGCAAUAAGUUACAUGAUGGCUUCAGAUGCAUCAGCUGUGUAUCACUGCUUGGAAUACUUCAUGUUGUGACACCCAACUUUCUGAUUUGAUGCCUUUUCCUCUGUCAGGCCUGUUUAUAAUUCUCUGCGCAUUGCAAUUUAAUGUUUCAUUAAUAUAACCAUUUUAAAAUAUAA